Molecule: messenger RNA, 1566 nt
Organism: Cheilinus undulatus (humphead wrasse)
Lineage: Eukaryota; Metazoa; Chordata; Actinopteri; Labriformes; Labridae
Gene: fam131aa
Product: family with sequence similarity 131 member A
Exons: 5
Coding region: 233-1189 (318 amino acids)
Source: RefSeq, a predicted model, not a curated record
GCCUAUGUAACCCAUAUACCGAUCAACAAGGUGCGUCUGGUCUGUGCUGGAGACCUGAUGCUGGAGUUGAGAAGAUGUCUCCGCAGGCUGCGUGGCGUUGAUGCUGUGCUGCAGAGGCUGCAGCGGGAGGACGAAGCGCCCGGUGUCAUCUGUUGAUCGGAUUGGAGACAAUUAAGCGCAUUAUCAUGAGCCGCCGCGGUCCCACUUACAGGUGAAAUUCGAGGAGACUGAAAUGAUUCCAAAGUCAGGAAAAUCUCCGGCAGACUCGAGGAAAAGUGUUGGCAUACAGGAGUUUGCAGCACUUGCCAGAUCAUCUUUAAAUGGUAUCUCUCAGGCAGUCAGGGAUCAUGUCACAAAGCCCACCUCCCUGGCUCAGGGUCGUGUCGCCCACCUGAUUGAGUGGAAAGGUUGGCCCAAACCCACAAACCCACCUCCAGCAGCCCACUCCCACUUCAGCUCCUACAGCCACCUGAGUGAGGGAGAGAAGGAGGCCCGCUUUGCUGCAGGAGUGGCUGAGCAGUUUGCCAUUGCCGAGGCGAAGCUACGCGCCUGGGCGUCUAUGGAUGAUGAUGAAGAGGAUGACUCCAACGAUGAGGAUUCCCACACCAACGGACCAGCUCACACCAUCUCCAGUCAGAGCUCAGACGCCGCCAUGUCCAAUCCUAUCUCCGGGCCGCCCUGCCAGUCUGAAGUUGAUGGCGGAGAGGCGGCCCCGCCCUGCGAUAGCCCCCUGGGCCCCAGCUGUGACAGCCUGCUCUGCGACGAGGCUGUUUCUCACAAUGACCCACAUUCAUCGCAGACCAACUCACCUACUUUACCCAGCGACUGCACAAGCCCCUUCCUGGAGGAGGAGGAAGAGGAAGAGGAAGGGAGGCUGGGUGGUCCUGAGGGGCAGCAGGCUCCUUUACAGGAGCACCGCAGCGAGGUCUGCAUCCACAGCAAGCCAGAGUGGAGGCCACGAGCGAGGAGCAGCCGGUUCGACUCCUGCUAUUCCACUUCGCACUCCGAGUCUCCUGGAGAGGAGGACGAAGAGGAUGAUGAAGAGGAAGGCAGCGUGUUUCAUGAGGUCCGGGUGUGGCAUUGCAGCCCGAGGAGCUUCUUCUCGGAUAGGGCUUCAUCUGGAGUGGCGUCAUUUGAGGAAGAGGAGGAGAGGGAUGAAGACGAGGUGAAGAAAGAGUUUUUGAUGUGAUGUGUUUGUCCAACUUUAUGUCUCUUUGGGUCUGUGUUGAUUCUGGAUAUGACAUCAUCUAUUCAGCUCUCACCAUAAUCCUGUCUCCACCUCCUCCUCUGAUCAUCUAUUCUCCACGCUGCCUUCUGUCUCUCAUCCUCCCUCCAGGCCUUUCAUGCACUGAUCUCGCUCCACUGUUAAUCGCUGCUGUAAACAUUAAAUAUGUUGGAGAGUUUCACCAGAAUGUAAAGCUGUUGUUCAAACUAGAUUUUGUACAUUUUAGUGAAGAGUCAUGUGUUGCUAUUGUGUUUGUUUUUCUAUGGAUAUUUCGUAAUGUUUUUCUCUGGGUCAUGCUGUGUCAUGUGGGUCGGGCAAUGUUUGAUACUGAAUGUCUGAAU